UUUGAAGCUUGAACAGCAGCACCCUGUGAUGCGAGGCCUGGCCUAGAAAGUUCCACCGCAUCCUCCGCAGCCGUCACACGCCAUGGCGCCCAUCACCGCGCCCCGCGGCGCAAAGAAGCUCAAGACCGACACCACAUGGUCCACCGAGUACGACACGGCGCGCAGGCACAAGCUCUUCGAGAAGCCGCCCACCGACAAGACCGCCUACCCGUCGCUCGCCGCCGCCAUCCACCCUCAUGUCCACUCCUUCAACGCCAUCCUCGAAAAGGGCGGCAUCCUCGAGCAGGGCCUGAAGGACAUUGGCACCAAAACCUUCUUGGACGGCGACCCGAACAAGAAGCCCGAGGAGCGCACCACGCCCCGCAACCGCCUGCAGGUCCGCGUGCGCGAGGUCUUCCUCGACAAGGCCGUCCUGCCGCCCAGCAACAAGUUCUCCGUCUCCAAUCGCAACAUCCUUCCCUCCGAGUGCCGCGAGAGGCACGUCUCGUACAGAGGAAAGCUGAGGGCUCGCUUGGAAUACCGCGUCAAUGGAGGAGAGUGGCAGGAGUCGGUGCGCGAGUUGGGACAGGUGCCCAUCAUGCUUAGGACCAACCGCUGCCAUCUGCAGAACAUGACGCCGGCCGAGCUCGUCAACGCAAAGGAAGAGACGGAAGAGCUUGGUGGAUACUUUGUUGUCAACGGUAUCGAAAAGCUCAUUCGUAUGCUCAUCGUGGGCCGGAGAAACUACCCAAUGGCCAUUAUCCGUCCAUCUUUCGUCAACCGUGGAGCUACAUACACCAGAUAUGGUAUUCAAAUUCGUUCGGUACGGCCGGAUCAGACCUCGCAGACGAACGUUCUGCACUACCUGAACGACGGAAACGUCACAUUCCGGUUCUCCUGGAGAAAGAACGAAUACCUCAUCCCUGUCAUGAUGAUCUUGAAGGCCCUGGUAGAGACAAACGAUCGGGAAAUCUUUGAAGGACUGGUCGGCGCUGCCGGCUCGAAGGGCCUAGAGGAGAAGCAGUUCGUCACUGACCGUGUUGAGCUGCUCUUGCGGACUUACAAGGCCUACUCCAUUCACGGAAAGGCGAAGACGAGGGCGUACCUUGGUGGCAAGUUUAAGGUUGUCCUGGGAGUACCGGAGGAUAUUCCUGACGAGGACGCCGGUACCGAGUUCUUGCGGAGAAUUGUACUGCCACACCUGGGAAGCUACGAAGUCACCGAAAGCCAAGACGCAGACAAGUUCAAGAUGCUGCUGUUCAUGAUCCGGAAGUUGUAUGCGCUAGUUGAAGGAGAAUGCGCUGUCGACAACCCUGAUGCUGUUCAGAACCAGGAGAUCCUGCUUGGUGGCUUCCUUUACGGCAUGAUUCUCAAGGAAAAGAUUGAAGAUUGGCUGAACUCGAUCCGCGCCGUGGCAAACGAUUGGUCCAGGAGCCAAGGCUGGAAGGAAUUCACCGACCCCGACUUUAUGAGGGAUUUUGUAGGCAAGAUUGUCCGGAGAACGAAUGAAAACCUGGGUGGUGCUAUGGAAUACUUCCUGUCGACUGGUAACCUGGUCAGUUCCUCCGGUCUUGACUUGCAACAAACCUCCGGUUACACUGUCGUUGCCGAGAAGAUCAACUUCUACCGUUUCAUCAGUCACUUCCGCAUGGUUCACAGAGGUAGCUUCUUCGCAGAGCUGAAGACUACAACCGUCAGAAAACUGUUGCCGGAGAGUUGGGGUUUCCUCUGUCCAGUCCACACUCCUGAUGGUAGCCCUUGCGGUCUGCUCAACCAUCUUGCGCACAAGUGCCAGAUUUCGACUGCGGAUGUUGACGCCUCUGCCGUCCCUAAGCUUGUGGCACAGCUGGGCGUGCAGAGUAACUCGGCUGCCACGCUGGAGAAGAGCGUUGUCGUUCAGCUGGAUGGUCGGAUUCUGGGCUUCUGCUCACCUAAGCAAGCUAAGGUUAUCCACGACACUUUGAGAUACUGGAAGGUCGAGGGUACCCACAAUGUUCCAGUUGAGCUUGAAAUCGGUUACAUUCCGCGGUCUACCGGUGGCCAAUACCCCGGUGUGUACAUGUUCUCGCAAUCCGCCAGAAUGUACAGGCCAGUCAAGUACCUUCCUCUGGACAAGCUGGACUACGUUGGUCCCUUUGAGCAGCCGUUCAUGUCUAUCGCCUGUACCGAGCCCGAAAUCGUCUCUGGAGACUCUACUCAUGUCGAAUUCGACCCUACCAACAUCCUUUCCAUUGUCGCCAACCAGACUCCCUUCUCCGAUUUCAACCAGUCCCCACGUAACAUGUACCAAUGUCAGAUGGGUAAGCAAUCGAUGGGUACUCCAGGUACAGCACUCAACUACCGUACGGACAACAAGGCCUACAGGCUGCAAACCGGCCAAACGCCAGUUGUGCGCCCCCCGCUUCACAACGAGUACGGUCUGGACAACUUUCCCAACGGUAUGAACGCUGUCGUCGCUGUCAUCUCCUACACCGGUUACGACAUGGACGACGCUAUGAUUAUGAACAAGUCUGCCCACGAGCGUGGCUUUGGUCAUGGUACCAUCUACAAGACCAAGAAGAUUGAGCUCAAUGAGGCCGCAAAGGGCCGUAACUCCAAGAAGGUCACUAGUCUGUUCGGUUUUGCUCCUGAUGGCAUCGUGAAGGCCGAGUGGCGUACGAAGCUCGACGAUGAUGGUCUGCCGCACGUCGGCACCAUGAUGCAAAAGGGCGACAUCUUGUGUGCGUACCACUCAGUUACCUACGACUCUGUCACCGGCAAGUAUAUCAACCGCGAUGGACAGACCCAAUUCGACAAGUACAAGGACGACGAGCUUGGUUUCAUUGAAGAGGUCCGCGUCAUUGGCUCCGAGAAUGGAAAUGAGCCCUGCCAGGUGGUCAGCAUCAAGAUUCGCAUUCCUCGUUCGCCAGUUAUUGGUGACAAGUUCUCUUCUCGUCACGGACAGAAGGGUGUCAUGUCUCAAAAGUGGCCUGCGACCGAUAUGCCUUUCAGCGAAUCUGGCAUGCAGCCCGAUGUCAUCAUCAACCCGCACGCUUUCCCGUCCCGUAUGACUAUUGGUAUGUUCGUCGAGUCUCUUGCCGGCAAGGCCGGUGCCCUGCACGGUCUGGCGCAGGAAUCGACGCCCUUCCGUUUCGACGAGAAGAACACGGCUGUGGACUAUUUCGGACACCAGCUCAAGAAGGCUGGAUACAACUACUACGGCAACGAGCCCAUGUACAGUGGCAUCACGGGUCAGGAGCUGCACGCAGACAUCUACAUUGGUGUCGUCUACUACCAGCGUCUGCGUCACAUGGUCAACGACAAGUACCAAGUACGGACGACGGGUCCGAACAACGCGGUCACGGGCCAGCCCAUCAAGGGUCGUAAGAAGGGUGGUGGUAUCCGUGUCGGAGAAAUGGAGCGCGACGCGCUGCUGGCACACGGCACGGCCUUCCUGCUGCAGGACCGUCUGAUGAAUUGCUCGGACUACGCGCGCGCGUGGGUGUGCAAGACCUGCGGCUCGUUCCUGAGCACGGCGCCCACGGUCGCGCAGUACGGCCGCGGCAAGAAGGCCAGCGGCUUCACGCGCUGCAGACGCUGCGCCAAGCGUGCGGAUGGCCACGAGGCCAAGAGCGAGGUCUGGGAGGAUGGUGCGGGUAUCCGCUGGACAGGCGGUGAGGACGUCGCCGUCGUCGCCGUACCCGGUGUGCUGCGCUACUUGGAUGUCGAGCUUGCGUCUAUGGGCAUCAAGCUGCGCUUCAAGGUUGACCCGUAAGCGGAGACCGGGAUGGACGUGAGUUGUGCGGUGUUUGUGUGGAUCCAGAUGUGUUGUGUUGGAUCUUGCAAGACUGUGUUUGUUCCGCGGAGUCAGGGGUGGUAAAAAUGUCGUUUUGGCUACAGUGGAUGAUUGCACCGCGGUGUUAGCAUUGCAGGCGUUCUGUGGGUUUCUUUAGAUAUCUAUCAUUUUUCGGCAAUUGUACCUUGUUUCGUGCUAGCUUUUUGCUCGAGUAAUUUCGGACUGGUCUCUAUCUGUAUGGAGAAGAACGAAAUCAUAACACGCGUGAGUUUGUGGCUUUGUCGCGAGUAGCUGUUAAUCAUUUUUUUGCAGUUUUAUCUUCUAACUCUAUAUUCCGGCAUUAUCCUUAGGGUUAUAUAGAAUACAUCCG
Molecule: messenger RNA, 4124 nt
Organism: Aplosporella prunicola CBS 121167
Lineage: Eukaryota; Fungi; Ascomycota; Dothideomycetes; Botryosphaeriales; Aplosporellaceae
Exons: 2
Coding region: 83-3733 (1216 amino acids)
Biological process (GO): DNA-templated transcription
Cellular component (GO): RNA polymerase I complex; nucleus
Molecular function (GO): DNA-directed RNA polymerase activity; DNA binding; ribonucleoside binding
Source: RefSeq, a predicted model, not a curated record